Molecule: messenger RNA, 2067 nt
Organism: Thyridium curvatum
Lineage: Eukaryota; Fungi; Ascomycota; Sordariomycetes; Thyridiales; Thyridiaceae
Exons: 1
Coding region: 1-2067 (688 amino acids)
Biological process (GO): SCF-dependent proteasomal ubiquitin-dependent protein catabolic process
Cellular component (GO): SCF ubiquitin ligase complex
Molecular function (GO): protein binding
Source: RefSeq, a predicted model, not a curated record
AUGGACGAGAUCAGGGCGGCGGCGGACCCUCUCGAUGAGGCUGGCCUGCCUCCGACCCCUGGUACGCCAAAUGGGAUAGCACCGGAAGGUCCUAUCAAGAAGAAAAGCCGAGCCAGGCUUCUGCGCGGGCUUUCGCGCAUAUCAUCUUCUCCGACACUCGCUCAGGUUGGCCGUGCCCGGUCUUCGAGCAGCCCCUACCCUCGCGGGGCCAGCCUGUCGUGUGUUAGCCUGGCAACGACACCCUCUCCCUUCGGGCAACCGAGUACUGGGUCCUACUUCUCGCAAUUUCCCGGCGCCGAUUCGAGCGCGGCUACCUCGAUUCCGGGCACGCCCCUCCACGAGUUCGACGAGUGUGACGAGAUCGGAGGCGUUGGGAGGAUUCGUCGACUGGAGACUUCCACUCCGUUGACGGCACCCCUUCCUGUCGAGAUUAGACCGAGAAAGACCCUUUUCAAGCUUUGGGCCAGCUUACCCCACGAGAUCAAGGUUCAUGUGCUGGCUUAUUUCGAACCCAAGGAGCUGGUGCGAGCCUCCCGGGUCAACAAGGAGUUCUACAAGAUGUGCUUUGACGGUCAGCUGUGGACAUCAUUCGACGCUUCGGAGUUCUACAAGGACAUCCCUGCCGAGUCGCUGGCCAAGAUCAUCGUAGCAGCCGGCCCAUUUGUCAAGGACCUCAAUCUCCGCGGGUGUGUGCAAGUCGAGCACUACAAGCGCGCCGAGGUCAUUGUUAAGUCAUGCAGAAACCUUAUCAACGCAACUCUCGAAGGGUGCAGGAACUUCCAGAGGACAACCUUGCACACCCUUCUGCGGAGCAACGAAAAGCUGGCCAAUCUGAACUUGACCGGCUUGGCGGCGGUGACAAACCAGACCUGCAAGAUAAUCGCUCACUCCUGCCCUCAGCUCGAGGUCUUCAACGUUUCUUGGUGCAAGCACAUGGAUGCCAGGGGCGUCAAGGCGGUGGUCGAGUCGUGUGCGCGGCUGCGAGAUCUGCGCGUUGGUGAGAUCAAAGGGUUCGAUAACCGUGACGUGGCCGAGGCUAUCUUCCGUACCAACAAUCUGGAGAGGUUGAUCCUUGCCGGCUGCGACGAUCUAGACGAUAGUGCCCUGGCAACGAUGAUACAUGGAAAGGACCCCGAGAUCGAUGUCUUGACGGACCGUCCAGUCGUUCCAGUGAGGAAACUCCGCCACCUUGAUCUCAGCCGUUGCUCACGUUUGACCUCCCAAGGGGUGAGCGCACUUGGGCAUUUUGUACCUGACCUUGAGGGCCUUCAACUGAGCGGGUGCUCUUCCCUUGGAGACCACGCCCUUGAGUCGAUCCUGGCAUCAGCUCCACGGCUGACCCAUCUCGAUCUUGAGGAUCUUGUCGACCUCACCAAUGGACUGCUCUCGGAGCACCUCGCAAAGGCCCCCUGUGCGCCGAGGCUAGAGCAUCUAUCCAUCAGCUACUGUGAGAAUCUAGGCGAUGCUGGUAUGCUUCCCGUGAUGCGGGCAUGCAAAAGCCUUCGGAGUGUCGACAUGGACAACACUCGGGUCUCAGACCUCGUUCUUGCCGAAGCAGCAGCCAUGGUCCGUGAUCGCUCGAGCCGGACCAUGGAGCGCCGCAGCCGGCCUGUCAUCGGUCUCAGCCUCGUUGUUUACGACUGCCAAAACGUGACCUGGACGGGGGCUCGCGAGGUGCUUUCUCGCAACGCCGAGAUAGUCGUGCCUCGCAAGCAGCCCCCCGCCGCCGCCGCCGCCGCCGCCGGCCCGGGGGAGUCGGCUCCCAGGCCCAUACAGACGUACCCGACCGAGGUCAUCUCGCUCAAGUGCUUCUACGGAUGGCAGAUGACGGUCGACGAGCACACCAAGCGCGUCCUCCGGGGCGACUUCGGCUCGGCGGCGCGCCUGGAGCGCAAGUGGGCAGAGUACAUGCAGGCGAACGAGGAGGCCGGCGCGGCGGGCGCGGGCGUGCGGCGGCGGCGGCGGCGAGCUAGAGAGGCGCAGAUGGCGCACGCCGACGAGGAGGAGGGCGGUGCCGGCACCGUGGGACGGCGGAGGGCCAGGACGGCGGCGUGCGCGGUCAUGUGA